AUGACCGUGACUCCGGUCGCGGGACUCGUCUCCUCCACAGUUCUGAAAUCCAACUUCGUCGCCUGUCCACGCGUCCUCAGCGGGCCGAUCCGGUCCAACGCUCUCAGCGCUUCAAACGGCGGGAGAAGGCGGUUUGUUGUGCACGCACAUAAGGUGGAGGUCGAGCAUCAGGGAAAAACACACAUUCUCGAGAUUCCCGAGGAUGAGACCAUUCUUUCCGCCGCGAUUGACGCUGGUCUGGAUCUCCCUCACGACUGCAAGCUCGGCGUGUGCAUGACGUGUCCUGCGAAGCUGAUCUCGGGUGAGGUGGACCAAUCAGAAGGCAUGCUGAGCGAUGACGUCAUGGAGCAGGGCUACGCGCUCAUGUGCGCGUCGUACCCGAAGUCCGACUGUAAAAUCCGCGUCAUUCCCGAAGAGGAGCUGCUCAGCCUCCAGCUGUCCUUUCCCUCUCAAUCUCCCCUGUUUCAUCUCCCCGUCUACGUCACCCCUCUUCAUUCCCCCGCUUUCCCCCCUCCGUCUACCCCUCUCCCUCUUUCCCUCUCCGCCCCCCCCCUUACGGUACACCUCCUCUUUCGCCUUUCUCUGUCAAGCCCUCCCCGCACCCCCCUUUCCGUUCCCCCCCUCUGUUUUCCCCUCUCCGUUUCCCCCCGUAUUCUGUCUCUCCUCCUGUAUGUUGCGCGCGCCUGCUCUUCCAUACAUUGUUCCGAAUCUAGCUCCACCGUGUUCUACGCCGCCUCUGGCCUCCUUGCUUUUCUCCGCCGUCUGACCUCCCUCCUCCCUCUCCCUCCUUCCUCCCAACCUCUCUCCACCUUCUUUCUCCAAUUCCCCUCUUUUCCCCUCUCCCCCACAACCCCCUCUCUCACCGCUCUCCCCACCUUUCCACCCCUUUCCAUAUUCCCCCAAAUCCCCCCUCGUUUCCCCAAAUUGCAGGCCUAUCUCGGCGAACCUAGUACUAUUCGUCGCAUCGCGUUUCUCGACUGCGUCCCUCCGCCAUUCGACCUGGUCGACCUUCGAAUCCGCAAGCACUUCAGAAUCCCCGCCGAGCAGCGCCUCCGGCUCAGAUGCACUGACACGGAUGGAGACGUGCUGACUCUUUCCACUAGCGAGGAGCUUUAUGACGCGUUUGUUCUCCAGAAGCAGAACCCGCUGACAGUGAGAGUGUAUGACAGCGACGGGGUGACUGAUUCCGUCAGUUUGACAGACUCAGUCAGCGCAAAAUUUCACGUCAGCUGUGGUACUGCUACCCACGGCGCCAGCGUUUCUGUCGGCGUCAGCACCCCUCCUGAGCUGAUUCAACCCCUCUCCUCCUCUGAAGCAGCAGCCCCAGCAGCACCAGCAGUAGCAGCAGCAGAAGCAGCUACAGCAGCAGCACCAGCAGCAACAACAGCACCAGCUGCUGCAGCUCCUCCCUUACCUGCCUCCUCCGAAUCGACUCAUCUACCUCCACCUUCUGAUGCUGCCACCGCUCUCCCUCCCGCCGCUGCCUCAUCUACCGCCGCUGCUCCUGCCUCUGCUCCUUCUACCACUUCUGCUUCCUCAUCCACCUCUGCUUUAGAGUCGUCUCACCUACCACUACCUCCUGACUCUGCCACCGCUCCCACUCCCGCCACUGCUCCUGCCUCCGCCUUCCCUCCCGCAACUGCUCCCUAUUUUGCCUCUGCUCCCUUUCCUGCCUCUGCUCCCUCUCCCGCCUCUGCUCCUCCUCCUAAAUCUGCCACCGCCCCCGCUCCCGCCUCUGCAGCUGCUGCUCCUGUCUUUGGUGCUCCUGCUUCGGCUUCUCCUGCUCCUGCUCCAAUUUUUGGUGCUUCAACUUUCACUCUUGCUGCUCGUCCUCCUGUCUUCGGCACUCCUCUUCGUGCCGCUCCUACUGCAACUGCUGCUCCUGUCUUCGGCGCCCCGCUUAUUGGUGCUUCAACUCCCACUCCUGCUGCUCGUCCACCUGUUUUCGGCGCUCCUCGUACUUCCGCUCCUGCUGCAGCAGCGGCUGGUCCUUUUAGGAGCGGUCAUGUGCAUCUCUCUGCUCCAGUGUCAAAGAAAAGUGACUCAGGGUCUCUGUUUUCGCUUGCUCGUGCCGCUCCUGCUGCUCCUGGUUUUGCCACUCCAUCUCCUGCUUCUGCUCCUGCGUUUGGCACUCCCACUCCUGCUGCUCCUGCUUUCGGCACCCCCGCCCGUGCUGCUGAUAUAGAGCGUAGGGAGGCAGCUCAUAACGUGGACCAGUGGCCCAUGGACGCACACGACCUGCACUCGCUGCUGCUGUCCAUUUCCCCUGCCUCCCUCUCUCCCCCCUCCCCCCCCCCCUUCCCCCCCUCCUCCCGCCCCUCCCCUCCCACCUACCCCCAGGCUGACAUAGAUAGAAGGAAGGCAGCUCAUAACGGGGAUCAGUGGCCCAUGCACGCACACGACCUGCCGUCUCUGCUUUGCUGUUCCCAUCCCCCAUCCCUCCCUCCCCCCGCCAAUUUUCUCUUUGCUCCCCUCCGCACCUCCUUACAGGCUGAUAUAGAGCGUAGAAAAGCAGCUCAUAACGGGGAUCAGUGGCCCAUGGACGCAUAUGACCUGCCGCAGCUGCUGCUGUCUGUGCUCAUGCCCACUUACCCUUGCCCCGCAGAGGAGCGAGUGGGCGCGUGGGGGGAUGGCGGGAAGUGGGUAUGCAUGCCUCCAACUGCGAUCCGAGAUAACCCUGUAGUGUACAGUGUGGGUAGCAACGAGCAGUACGACUUUGAGCAGGCCAUGGGCGCGGCGCUGCACACCAAGCCAUUCACCUUCGACCCAUUCCUCUCCGCCAACGCCACUGCUCACAUGCACGCCCUCCCCUUCCUCCACUUCAACGAAAUAGCCAUCGCCGGCGCAUCAAGCCUCGAAAAAUUCCGAGACGAAAACCCCGGGAUCACCUUUAUGACUCUGCAAGAGGCGAUGAAGAAACUAGGGCAUGAGUAUGUGGAUGUGCUGAAAAUGGACUGUGAGGGGUGUGAGGAGGAGUUUAUUAUGGGGAUGAAGAGGGAGACUGAGGAAUUUGUGGAGAGGCGGAGGAAGGAGGGAGGGGCGUUGACUGAGGAGGAGAAGGAGGGGAAGAGGAGGGGGAGGGGGGAUGCGAAGCUGGUGAUAAAUGGGGGGAAUCUGCUGUUUGGACAGCUUCUUGUGGAGUUUCACACCAUGCACAAACCCCAACAGUCCCUUCCCUACUUGUACGCCAUGGAGGGCAUGGGGUACCGCAUGUUCCAUGUGGAGCCCAACCCGCUGUGCUACCCGUGCAUCGAGGUGGCGUUUAUACAUGAAGACCUGGUGGUUCCGCCCUUGAGCCUUGACUGUGCGGGUGUGCUGCGGCGGUCUCAGGUUUCGGACUAUGUUGCGCAGUGGCUGCCUGGAGGAGGGGGGGGAUGGGCAGCGGGAGGGGGAGGAGGUGGGGGAGGGGGAGGGGGAGGGGGAGGGGGAGGGGGAGAGGGAGGGGGAGGGGGAGGGGGAGGGGGAGGGGGAGGGGGAGGGGGAGGGGGAGGGGGAGGGGGAGGGGGAGGGGGAGGGGGAGGGGGAGGGGGAGGGGGAGGGGGAGGGGGAGCGGGAGGAGGAGAGGGAGGAGAAAGGGAAGGGGAAGGGGGAGGGGAAGCGGAAGGGGGAGAGGAAGCGGAAGGGGGAGGGGAAGCGGAAGGGGGAGGGGAAGCGGAAGGGGGAGGGGAAGGGGGAGGGGAUGAUGCCUCGACUGUGGGGCUGUGCUGCGGCAGUUCCAUCCAUGCCUGCGAUGAUGUUGCCGGGUGUGGAGCGGGGGUAAAGAGUGGCAGCAGCAGUGCUGACGCUGGCAGCAGCGGCGGUGAAGCUUGCAGCAGCAGUGGUAGUAGUGUAGGCGCUACUGGUGGUGAUGGUGGUGAUGGUGGUGGUGAUGGUGGUGAUGGCGGUGACGACAGUGGUGUGCGAAAACCCAUCCCUGACACAACAUUCUGCCGAGCAGCUGACGAUACUCGGUUCAAUAUGGGAAACGGAUCAUCUAAAGACGGGGUUAUCAACAAAGACGUAGGGUCCACCAAGAACUCGGUGAUCUUUGUGCAGCCCGGCCUCAAGGGCGUAUGUCAAGACUCGGCCCUUGCCACAGAGAACCUGAUAGUCACAAGCACAACUGGGGAGAGAGGCAGUGCGCUGGUGGGUGUGUUUGACGGGCACGGCUUGUCGGGGCACUACGUGUCCAAGACAGCUCGCGACCAGCUGCCAGAGCGACUCAACACAGCCGUGCAGCACACCCAGAACGAGCUCGCCCACGUGGACGGGGCUGCGGCAAGGGACGUGUGGGCGCGGGUGUUUGGCGGGGUGUUUGGGGACAUUGACGAGGAGUUGAGGAAGGACCUGUUUCACAACAGGGACAGCGGCUCCACUGCAGUUGUCGCCCUCCGCCUUGGCUCGGAGCUGAUAGUGGCACACAUAGGGGAUUCCCGCUGUGUGCUGGCUCGCAUUGCCAGGGGUCCCAACGGGAAGAGUGAUGCAGCGACAAUGGAGGCCGUUCAGCUGACCAUCGACCACAAGGCGAGCAACCCAGCUGAGAAGGUGCGGGUGCAGGAGGCGGGCGGAAAGGUCCUCAACUACAUGAACACCAUCGACAGAAUCUUCCUGCCGGGAAAGAGCGAGCCGGGGCUGGCAGUGGCGCGCGCCUUUGGGGACUUCGAGCUCAAAUCCCAUGGGCUCAUAUGCCGGCCCGAUGUGACUGUUCGCUCUCUAGACCCCAACGACCAGUUCGUGGUCAUGGGUUCCGAUGGGGUGUGGGACGUGCUGUCGAAUGCAGAGGUGGUGGAGAUAGUGGCAAACACAUGGCCCAAGAGCAAAGCAGCGAAGCAGGUGGCUCAGAAAGCCGUGGCCAAGUGGGCUGCGGAGAAACACGCCAACUCCAGAGACGAUAUUUCUGUAGCAGUGCUGUUCUUUUAA
This is a messenger RNA of Closterium sp. Naga37s-1, 4899 nucleotides long. The record is from the annotation of a GenBank genome assembly. Lineage: Eukaryota; Viridiplantae; Streptophyta; Zygnematophyceae; Desmidiales; Closteriaceae.